AUGGACCGAACCUUCUCAAACCAGGCACGAACUCUGUCGGUCUGGGCCGAGAUCGGCUGGCCCGCUAGCCCCGACUCGCGCGACCGCGGGCCUGCGGCGCUGCGCCCGCUGCCAGCUGCCCUGCUCCAUCCAAUCACGGAUCCAUAUCCACCGUCAAGCUCUUUGCUCGAUUCCGCGUACUGCAAGGAAACUUCUCGAAUGGUCGAACACUGGUUUGGAGGCGUUUGCUCGCAAUCCAUGGCGACUUCUACGGCUGCUGCCACUGCUCUGCUCCGCCCCAGCAGGCCGGCAGUUCCAGCCAAGCGGUGUCUCCAUGCAGUUGCUGGGCGGACGACGACGAGAAGGAGGAGGGGAGCUGCAGGGGUCAUGCGAGCUUGCUUCAACCCUCUUGGGGACGAGCGCAUCCUCCGAGAAGCCAUCAAGGAGCCAGUAGCACUCAUGGGUGGUGUGUUUGCUGGCCACUUGAGGCUUGACCUGAACGAGGAUCCUCUCAAGGAAUGGAUAACUCGUACAGUGGAGGCUUCUAGAAUAGCUGAGGAAAACAGCUCUGAAGAAUCAAGUGAGGCAGAUCAAAAUGAUGCACCUCAGCAAAUUGAGAUUGAGUGA
This is a messenger RNA of Miscanthus lutarioriparius, 606 nucleotides long. Lineage: Eukaryota; Viridiplantae; Streptophyta; Magnoliopsida; Poales; Poaceae. The record is from the annotation of a GenBank genome assembly.